GGAUUUUCUGUACUCAACGUUCAGCUCUGACCCUCACAUAUCAUUCACCUGCCGUAGGCAUGGACUCCCUCAACGCUCUUUCGAGCGAUACUCAAGAGCGGACGUUUUGUAAAUGGCUAAACACCAAGCUAGAAUCCAAUGGAUAUCCCCCAAUGAUUUCUCUCGUGAGAGAUCUGUCAGAUGGCGUGCGGCUCAUUCAGCUUAUGGAGAUCAUGGGCGAUGUUUCUCUGGGUCGCUACAAUCGAACACCCCGUAUGCGUGUGCAAAAGGCGGAGAACGUGAACAAAGCCUUAGAAUUUAUUACCUCCCGUGGCGUGAAGUUAACUAACAUUGGGCCAGAAGACAUUAUCGAUGGGAAUCUCAAACUCAUACUGGGCAUGAUAUGGACCCUCAUUCUCCGCUUCACCAUUGCAGGCAUCAGCGAGGAGGGUCUAUCGGCAAAGGAAGGUCUUCUUCUUUGGUGUCAACGCAAGACCGCUCCGUACAAAGAAGUAGAUGUCCUGGAUUUUUCGUCAAGUUGGUCUGACGGCCUUGCACUAUGUGCAUUGAUACAUUGCCAUAGACCCGAUCUCCUAGAUUAUGAUAAACUCGACAAGAGCGACCGCCAUGGAAAUACUCAACUAGCAUUCGAUGUAGCUGCUGAGCAUCUCGGUAUACCUCAACUUUUGGAAGUUGCUGAUUUAUGUGAUUCAAGUCGUCCCGACGAACGCAGUGUGAUGACAUACAUUGCCAGUUUCUUCCAUGCUUUCUCGUCCAUGGAUCAGGCUGAAACAGUGUCUCGCCGUCUCGAGAAAUUUGCCGAAUUGAUGCAGUCUAUCUGGGUCAGCCGAAAUGAUUAUGAACGGCGUGUCCGAGCCCUUCUUCACGCUCUGAGGGAGAUUCAAGAACAUUGGGCAGUUGUUAAGUUUGCUGGCACAUAUGCAGACGCAAAGGAACAUCUGGCCAAUUUUGCGAUGUACAAGCAGACCAAAAAGCGCGCAUGGGUCACAGAAAAACAGGAUGUAACAACCCUUUUUGGAAACGUGCAAACGAAGCUCAAGACGUACCGGCUUCGAGAGUACAUCGCACCACACGGAGUCGCGUUAUCGGAUGUUGAUGACGCUUGGAAUAAAUUGUUGGCUUCUGAAGCCAAGCGAUCUCGGGCAAUCAAUGCUGAGAUUCGAGAAAUCAAAGAGUCUCUCAGAAAGAAAUUCGCUACCCUGGCCAAUGAUUUCCAAAUGCGCCUUCAUGCAGUGUCUACAGAGCUGUCUGCUAUUGAUGGGCCACUGGAGGAUCAACAGCACCAGGUCGACCGCUUACAAACUCGAAUACCUGCGCUUUCGGAAGCACUAGCCAAAGUAGAGAGCGCAGAAGCCGAGUGCAUCGCUGCGAAAGUCGAAGAGAAUGAUUAUACGAUCUUCACGUGUCAAGAUCUGGAGUUCGAGCUGGAGCUCGUCGUGCAGGGUAUUGCAAAGAAGAUCGCAUUUAUUGAUAAUCAGAUUGUGUCCAGGAAUAUGACCAACCUUACUCCUGCUCAAUUGGAGCAAUUUGAGAGCACGUUCCGAUACUUUGAUCGCGACGAGUCAAACACACUCAACCAGUCUGAGAUGACUGCUGCGCUAGCCAGUUUGGGCAUCGUGUAUACGGACGAAGACAUGGACAUCAUUUACGAUCAGUUGGUACAAGACUAUGGCGCGGUUACAUUCGAAGCCUUUAUCAAUCUUCUCGUGGAUAUCACAGAAGACCAGACCUCGCUCGACCAGCUGCGGGAGGUCUUCCAAGGUGUUGCAGCUAACAAGCCAUAUGUCACCGAGCUGGAUCUCCGGUUAGCACACAUCCCAGCGAGCGCUAUCGACUACCUGCGGGAGGCGAUGCCAGCUACGCGAAACGGCGCAGGAGAACCGGAAUAUGAUUAUGAGGCGUGGCUGGACAAGGUGUUUGAGUGACAGUUGUAGCAUCCUGGUUGACUGACGAUUGUGCUGGAACGGACCAUUGGGGUCCGUCAAAAGACUCUUGUUAUGUUGUUGUACUCCUGAUCAACCGUGUAUCAUAUAGACCAAUGUUAGUAACAUCAAUCAGUUGUGUC
Messenger RNA from Heterobasidion irregulare TC 32-1, 2065 nucleotides. RefSeq lists its product as uncharacterized. NCBI's taxonomy places the organism in Eukaryota, Fungi, Basidiomycota, Agaricomycetes, Russulales, Bondarzewiaceae. Gene Ontology annotation, biological process: actin cytoskeleton organization; actin filament bundle assembly. Bases 60 to 1925 code for a protein of 621 amino acids. Gene Ontology annotation, molecular function: calcium ion binding; actin lateral binding. The record is from RefSeq and is a predicted model, not a curated record. The transcript has 18 exons. Gene Ontology annotation, cellular component: cell projection; plasma membrane; actomyosin contractile ring.